Messenger RNA from Wyeomyia smithii (pitcher-plant mosquito), 1466 nucleotides. RefSeq lists its product as uncharacterized. Bases 503 to 1285 code for a protein of 260 amino acids. NCBI's taxonomy places the organism in Eukaryota, Metazoa, Arthropoda, Insecta, Diptera, Culicidae. The transcript is spliced from 2 exons. The record is from RefSeq and is a predicted model, not a curated record.
UUCAAAAGCAAACAUAAACCAAUAUUUAAGAAGCACUUUGUACAAGCCAAUAACAGAGUAACAGUCCAAAAUCAGCUAAAUUCCAAGAUACACAAAUCAAAUGUAAAAAAUUUGAAUCUACGCGAACUCAAUUAACUGUACAUCCUCUUCCAGACUCUCAACCAUUCUCGCAUCCUUGCAAAUCCACAACUUGAAUCAAUCCCCGAUUGCCACCAUAGAAGUAGGACAACCGAAAAUCAUCGAAGGUGCCACAAAAAUUAUCCACAAAAUAAACAUCAGCGCAAUAGAAUCCUCUAUCUAAUCCAUAGAAAGAUUAAUUCUACAAAACAACUUUUCUUCUGACCAACUAAUCGAACACAAAUUGAAUAAGAUCAAAACAAAUUUACUACAGAUAAAACCCAGACACGAAAGAAGACCCAGAAGAUGGGAUGCUUUAGGUAGAGCCUGGAAAUGGCUAGCAGGAUCGCCAGACGCUGACGAUCUCAGAUCAAUAGACUAUUCCAUGAAACAGUUAGUAAGUAACAAUAAUGGACAGACCACAAUUAAUACUGAUCUUAUACAAAAACUAAACGACAUUACCGAUUCACUUAACAAUGUCACUUCCGUUGACGCUCUCAACCACCACAGCCUUUCCACUGAAAUAGAUCUAAUCAGGGUUGUCAUUAAUCUAGAUAUAAUUCAGGACGAAAUUGAAUCAAUUCAGAACGCCAUUAUGCUAUCUAAAUUAGACUUAAUCAAUAACCGAAUCUUAAAUCCUAGCGAAAUCAAAAUGAUCAGUAGCAGCUUAGAAGAUCAGGGAAUAUCAAGCCACCUCAUGGGUAAAGCACUCAACUUUGUGUCGACAGCGUCCAUCACCAACGGCGAAGUAAUCAUGUACAUCGUCAGCAUCCCGAACUUUAGCAAAACCUCAUUCCAACUACUCCACGUGGAAGCCAUCGUUCACAACGCAGAACAAAUAGCAAUCCCAGGUAAAUUGUAUCUAAUGAAGAAUGAGACACUCUUUCUACAAACAGGACCAUGUAAAAAUCUUAGCUCUUGGACGAUCUGCAAAACCACAGACAUCAAGGACAUUUCGGCAGACUUAUGCCUAAGUAAAGUCAUUAGAGGCAAGUCAGGAGAAUGUUCCUACGAAAUAGUAGCAAGACAUUUACCAGUACUAGAAAUGGGUCCAACGACACUGUUAAUUAACGAUGCGAAUGGAACACUAUCCAAUACGUGUGAAUUUUUCAUUUGCAAACAGCGUUGUUCAAGUAGUGGAACAUAUAAUAUUCACACCCACGGUUAAUCUAAAUAUUACCAGACUCCACACAUACAAAUCAUUCGAUGUUCAAGAGGUCCACGAGUUACAUCUGCAAAACAUCAAGAAGCUGGAACACUUAAAGCUGACAGCGAUUCAUGCCUCAUGGUUAACAUGGGGAGGAAUUUCUUUUACCACAUUGGCAAUAUUAGCUCUGGCAUUCUAUAUU